AUGGGAAACGCAGCAAGCUCAGCCAAGAGAAUUAAAUCAAUUGGUACCUGUGUUAGUUCAGGACCCGAGAAUCCAUUCGAAAUCGCAUUCGUCAGAAGAGAACGGGCCUGUUUGCAUGAAAGUUUUCAGCCUUUUGAUGCUGAAAGAUCGUCCAAAGUAGCAAUGCCAAAAUUGCCAAAACUGAGUGGACACAUCGCACGGUUUACUGAUUGUCUUGACCAAUUGACAAAUAUGAUUGGCUAUACUGAAAAUCUGCUUGGUGCUUGGCAAAUGGCUCGUAACACCGGUCGAGCGCAUUCUCGACAACCGUUUUUAGAAAUGAACCAAAACAAAGAGAAGAAUUAUUUUGCCGUUAUAGGCAAUACAUUCAUCAAUGAAUUCAUUCCCUAUCUGAAUGGUGAAAAAGAAGAACCAAGUCUGGAUAAAAAGAAAGUGCGGUUUGCUUCCACUUAUUCUGUAACAAUGAUAACCGACGUGUGGCAAAGGUUCUUCACCAUUCUGGUAGCACAGAUUACGGAAAGUUUUGAACAGGAACGGAAAAAGCGUAGCAAGAUAAUCAGUCAGAAAAUACUAAUACCGCAUCAACUUAGUGAGGAGAAUGCGCGAUCGAACGAAAAGAACCGGUUAGACUAA
Loa loa (African eye worm) is the source of this 633-nucleotide messenger RNA. RefSeq lists its product as hypothetical. NCBI's taxonomy places the organism in Eukaryota, Metazoa, Nematoda, Chromadorea, Rhabditida, Onchocercidae. Gene Ontology annotation, molecular function: oxygen binding; heme binding. The record is from RefSeq and is a predicted model, not a curated record. Bases 1 to 633 code for a protein of 210 amino acids. The transcript is spliced from 4 exons.